Molecule: messenger RNA, 3272 nt
Organism: Corythoichthys intestinalis (scribbled pipefish)
Lineage: Eukaryota; Metazoa; Chordata; Actinopteri; Syngnathiformes; Syngnathidae
Gene: fndc7a
Product: fibronectin type III domain containing 7a
Exons: 14
Coding region: 42-2495 (817 amino acids)
Molecular function (GO): protein binding
Source: RefSeq, a predicted model, not a curated record
CAAACAUCAUUCUCGCUUCCGGCUAUAAAGAAAGUGGAGUUAUGGGGAGAACAUGGCUGAUGAUGCUGAAACUCUUAAUGAUGGUCACACGGAUGCGCAGUGCAGCAAAUGAAUUAACUUUCUCCGUGUUCACAACGACAUCUAAAAGCAUGACCAUGCGUUGGACGGCACAUACUGACGCCACCUCCUACAAGAUCACAGCAACACCAAAAAAUUUUACCGGGCGUUCGUUUUCCGCGCUGUUUGACGGUGACUCGCUGAUGGGUUCGGUCAAUUCUCUGUCCCCGAACACUGUAUACACCGUGCGAUUAGACGCCAUGGAUGACGCUUUCAAUGUACUGAGCAGUGCAGAGACUGAGGAGACAACAGCUCCUGAGGUGCCGAGCAUUGUCCAAGCCUACUCCAAGCACAGUGACAGCAUCACAGUGGAGUUCACAGAAGUUGCCGGGGCAACCGGCUACACUAUCAGAGCAGGAUUACAGAGUGCUGAGUUCUUCUCAGAAACCACAGUCGACAGUUCCCCAGCCACAGUGGUUGGACUUCAGCCCUACACAGACUACAGACUGAGCGUCAUCUCUAUCAACUUGGGACGGCGGAGCCAACCAUCGUACCCCAUCAAGGCCAGAACAGUGGUGACGGCGCCCGAUUUGAAGACCGCUUCCCCUGAUGACGACACCAUACUGGUCACGUGGACCCCCGUCAAGCACGCCGUCCUUUACGCACUCUGCAUCAUCCGGCAGGGCUCGAGUUCACGUCUCAAGGUCGACACCGCUGACCGCAACGUGACCUUUAGUGACCUCGAGGCCGGGACAACUUACUGCAUCAAGGGCGAAGCCCGGGACGCUGAAGGUCGUGCUGGUGAUGACCUCACCGUGUGUCAGAUUACACGUCCUCGAAGCCCCGAUUUGAUCCACAUCCAGCUGAUUCAGGGUGGCACCCUCAGCAUGGCUGUGUUUUGGGAGUCAGCGCAAGAAGAUGAGGACUACCUGGCUUGGACCAACAACGGCCAAAACUGUACAAACACAGCCAAUAACCACUGUUACAUCAGUACGCUUGGAUGCGGUCAGAAUGACUCGGUCUCUGUCAAAGCAUUCAACUCAGCUGGGCCGAGUUUCCCAUCACAACCAGUUGACUUCAUUACAUACCCGUGUCCCCCCGACAACAUUUGGGUGGAGGAAGCCAAAGCAGACGUCUGCUCGGUAACGUGGGACGAGGUACCCUUAGUGGAAUUCUACAUGGCAUUUAUAAAGAGGGACGACGGCACUGAGGACUUGUGCAACACCACCGGAACCAGCUGCAAUUUUCUUUGCGUUUGUGGUUAUACCUACCUCAUCAGUGUCUUCCCCUACAAUCGAGCUGGCGCCAAUCCUUUUGCGAAUGUACAGAACUACACAACCGUUCCAUGCUGCCCAAAUGCUGUUUCCUUAAAAUGGGCUUCUACAGAAACCCUGGAGAUCACAUGGUCACUGGUCAAAGGGUCCGAGCUUUACCAAACAACAGCGAAGCAAGCUGAUGACGUCGUACGCUGUAAUGACACGGCGCCGGUGUGCGCGUUGUCAGAUUUGAGGUGCAACAAAGUUUAUUCCGUCGUGGUGACAGCGUGUAGUGAGCUACGAGGGUGCAACCGCACUUGCCCGACACACACACAUGAAACAGCCCCAUGUUCUCCAGAGAUACAGAACUUGACACAAUUCAACCACUCCUCGUACCGAGUCCAUUUUACCACUCCAAACACCCAAAACACAGAUUAUACCAUCACAGCCGUCGGCCGCUACGAUUCCCACACUUGCCACGGAAGAAUCACCUACUGCGCGCUAACGCAAUUACCGUGUGGUUCGACGUACGAGGUCACAGCCGUGGCUGUUACAACCGCAGGACGGAGUCUGCCCGGAUACAGUACCAUUUUAGAAACAGGUCCUUGCUGUCCGGAUUCUGUAAACGUGAGGCAAGUCACGCAGUCCAUGACCAACGUGACCUGGUCGGUUGCCCGCGGCACUCGUUCCUUCGUCGCCGCGCUGACUUCACAGCACGGACACGCCAAGUGCCACACUAUGGACACCCAUUGCUUGAUGGGAUGUAUCAGCUGCGGUACCAACUACAGCGUCACCCUGGAGGCCAUCAGCAACACCGGACACGCGUCCCAGUGCAAAUACCAUGGAUUCUCAUCCAGUGCUUGCUGCCCGACAAAUAUCAAACUUUAUCGCUGGGCCAACAACUCCAUUCGGGUGUGCUGGCGCUCCUCUCGGACGCCUCCAAACCAGGAGUACACGGUAGAACUCUACGGGACUACCGGCAACUACACCUGCCACACCGCUCCCGAUGGCAAAAACUGCAACAUCCAGGAGGAAAGCUGUGGGGACGUCUACACAGUGAUGGUGGCGCCGAUCGGACCUGAUGGCGUUAAAGUCGACUUUUGUCAGCAGCGGACGUACUCAGUUCCCUGUCCAGGAUUUAACAGCGGCAUUGUGAUCUCUCGUGGAAGAAGCAUAAAAUAAAGCUUGGGAGCCUUCAAACGACACCGUUACAUGGAGAAGAACAGUGUUUACAUUCAGUGUGCACCUGUACUAUACAUGGAUGGAAUGUUAUACUCUUUUGCGUCAAGAUAUCAAUGUAAUUUGCAUAUUUGUGUGAAUUUUACUGAUGUAACACCCAAUUUUGAUGGUGAUGUUUUUAUUGUUGUUUUUUUGCAAAUGGACAAAAUUACAGGAUAAAAUGGACGUCUGUCACAAAUGUCAGCUGUCAUUGUGCCUCAAUUAGAUCUGAUUAUUAGUUGUUAUUGUGCCAUUUACAUACCUGUCAAAAUGUACAGUUUCAGUGUAAUUUCUACAAGUGAGCACUGAUUUUUAAACGUGUACGUCGUACAUUCAAAAUCUGUUUUUUUUUUUUUUUUUCUCAGUUCGGACUUUGUCACCGUUUCGGCACCGAGACAAUUUGCGUCCCCGUUACUACGUUGGUUGAAUGACGCGAGAAAAGUCAGAGACAGUGAGAGAUAAGAGUGUUUUGACGCUGUAGCAAACGCGAUGCUAGGCUAGGUGGCUCCAAUAUUUCCUGACUGUAGCCAACAGCCAACAAUCUACGCCUAGAUAUCAAAUGCUUAUAGAACCUACAUGCGAAAUGACAGACGGCGGCGUUAAUAAACAGGCGCCAUUUUGAAGCAGUAGACUUUUCAGAAAGACUCUGUUGUAGUGAACCUUCCUAGCGAACUCAAGUAACUUUUCAUCUAAAAUACUCCUAAAUUGGCAAAAUCUUGACUUGAAUCUAUCUUUAAAUGA